Messenger RNA from Caenorhabditis sp. 36 PRJEB53466, 3582 nucleotides. NCBI's taxonomy places the organism in Eukaryota, Metazoa, Nematoda, Chromadorea, Rhabditida, Rhabditidae. The record is from the annotation of a GenBank genome assembly.
AUGAGGGAAAAGUACGGAAAGUUAGGCCACCUAUUUAAAAUCCUAGGCCAUGACCCUAAAAUGAACCAUUUCACGUCAAAUUUUCAGCCAAAACUACCAUAUUCCGGAGGAUUCCGUGCCGCCGCCGCUUCUGGAAUUCCGAACACGGUCGGACGCGCCGAAAAGCGAAAAAAAUCCGUCGAGCCUCUGUUUCGGCCUUUUUCUCAUCGCACUUCUCCUCGUCGGCCUCUGGAUUUUGAUGUCUUUGGGCCAGGGACCGCCCGAAACGGUCCCGGUCGCUCGCGGUUUUGUGGACGUCGCAAUGGUGACGGAACAGACGGCACAAUCGGAAACAUCGCGGGAAAAAGUGAUUCGGCCGACGUGUUUGACGGAAAAUUGCCAAAAGUUGGUCGACAAACUUGUAAAAAUCGAGUUUUUCUGCGAAAACCAAUGUUGUCCGUUUAGCACUCGAUGAUCAAGCCGGAAGUAUCGCCAUGCGACGAUUUUUAUAAACACGCGUGCGGAAACUACCGGCCGGACCGCAACGAAACCCAAAAGUUGGACGAGGCUUUCGAGCGAGAAACGGAGAUUGCGUUCGCGGCGGUCGCAGGUGAGCGCCCCUCUUAUGACCGCCCAGCGAGCCGCGUGCCGCCAGCGCCUCAUUGGCUCAGUGGCAGAGCGUCUGUCUAGUAAACAGAAGGUCGCUGGUUCGAUUCCAGCAUGAGGCACCGACUUUUUUUCGUCAACGCCCUCAUCCAAUUUUUGCAGAAUUUCUCAAACAAAGCUCGUCGAAAAGUCUUUUACCGUCCGAGUCGGUGCUUCAGAAGGUCUAUUGGAAGUGUGAAGCGGCCAAGCGGGACCAGAAGGCCGCGAUUGAUCAUUUGAGGGACGAUUUGAGAUUGGUCUUCGGCUGGCCGACGAAUUUUGUGAAAGCCAAUGAAAAAGUGCGAGAGAAGGGCAAUUUUGAGGAGUUUCGGGUUCAAAGUGAGCAUUUUCCAUUAAAAAACAAUGUUUAAACAACAUUAUCGCUUCAGAUUUAAUGGCGAAAAUUCUGAAAAUGAAUCCCAACUCGCUGCCUUUUUUCCAAAUUCAAGGACACCGAAAAACGCUGCAAAUCGAGCCCGCCUUUUGUGAACCGGACUAUGCUCCGAUCGAUAAAGAGUUGGUUCGAAGGGUGUGCAUUUUUGAAACAAAAAUGUUUUGAAAUUUCUCCUCUUCAGGUCUUUCAAAAGCUCAACGAUAACAAUGAUGCUGUGACGCAAGAGUGGAUGGAGGAGACGCUCGGGUACGCGCUGAAAAUCGACGAAAAAGGCGUUGAAUGUGUGCGUUUUUUUCUCCACGUUCACGGCCUUUAAAGUGAACAAGAAUGGACAAGAAAAAAGAAGAAAAGAAGCGGUGGUGUCGGCGUUAUGAACGGAGCAUCGUUUUGUCAUCAUUGUGCGGUUUUGGUCUCGUAAGGCGGUAUAAUAGAAUGACGCCUUAAUACCGUUUAUUCUAGACACCGUAUCUCAGAUGCGCGUAGAGAUAUCAAAAAGUUGUCAACUGAUAAAAUGUGCAAAAUCGCUUAAUGAACAUUUUAUCAGUUGACGACUUUUCGAUAUCUCUACUAACAGCUGAGAUAUAUCGUCUUGAAUAACCAUUAGCUGCCACGACGACUCUUUAUUUCUUUUCGACACUUGAGAAUUUAUUUUACUGAAACGGGAGAAUCGAAACGUUGUAUAUAUAUAUAAUAUAUUAAAAAAACGGCAAUUUUUUUCAGAGCAAAACGGUCGUCGCGAAUCACGUGAUCACUUCGGCCGAAGAGCUCGACAUGAAGACGUCGCGAGUGGAUUUUGUGAAAAUUCUCAAAGAAAUGACGGACGCUCAAGUGGAAAAUCAUCGCGAAACGAUUCUCAAACAGACGUUUUUCGUCGACGCUCCACAAUUUUUUGGCGCCAAUGUAAGUACAGUGAAAAAAAUGGAACUACGUGUUUUCUAGUCGUCUAUCAACGAAGCGAUAAGGUUGGAUGCGGAAGGAGUGUCCAAUUAUCUCGUCAUCAAAUUCAUUGAGUCGUUUGGCGAAAAUGAGGAGAAUUUGGAGAGGACCGACUGUGCAAAGGUACGACGAAUUGGUAGAUACACUCAAAACGACAUAUCUCGGUUGCGAGUGGAGGAAUCAAAAAGUUGUCAACUGAUCAAUUGUUCGUUAAGACAUUUUGUACAUUUUAUCAGUUGACAACAUUUUGAUAUCUCCACCGACAGCUGAGAUACGUUGAUUUGAAUACAAGACUACUUUACAAUAACUGUACAAUAGCGAUUUGACGGCAAUUUGCUAUCAAGACACGUUCCGAACCGAAUGUUCCGUGUUCAGAUCGUCUCGAACAUGCUGCCACGUGCCUCGCUCUCCAUCUACGUCAACCACUUUCUCCGCAACGAGAAUCUCAUCGUCAUCCCCCAUCUCAUCGGUCGGCUCAAAUCGGAAUUCGGUCGGAUGAUCGAGACGAACGGCUGGCUCAACUCGAGCACCAAAUCGGCGGUCGCCGCCAAAAUACGCUCGUUCGAGACGGACAUUUCGGCGCCGGGAACGCCCGAGAAGGAGGAUCGCGUGUUGGAAGCAUUGCAAGUGACCGAGCGGGACUCGUUUUACACUGUGUUCACGCGACUCAACGAGUUUUGGAUGCGCACCGCGAUGGAGUACGUUUUGGGCGAUCAGGAGAUUUCGCUGGAGGAGGAACGACUCGAGCCCAAGGCCAAUUACAAUAUGAGAGUCGAUCCGACAAGUUGGUUUUUUUUUUACAAUCGCUCUACAUGCCAAUCUCUUUCAACUUCCCCAUUUUGCAGAACUGUUGGCGCCAAUGAUCGCCGAUCCGUUGUUCGACGCGAACUUCCCGCCGGCCGUACAAUACGCGAAGGGCGGCAGUGUGAUCGGACACGAGAUUGCGCACUUGGUCAAUCCGAGAGAUCGGAAGCGCCGUCUCGACACGGACACGUGGCAACAGUGGUCGAUCGAAGAGUUUGACAUUCGCUCGCAGUGCCUCGUCUCGACGAGUGUGUCGUCGCACAGCGGGGUAGGGUUCUGAGUGCGUUGAACACGAGGACCGAGUAUUGUCAAUUUCAGAAGAUGAAAUACUCGGCGUACCGUCAACUGCUCGCCGACUAUCUGGGACUUGUGGCCGCGUGGAAGGCGUACCAGGCGGAAACGUCGGAAAAAGACGUCCGACUGACGGGACUCGGUGCCAUUAGCGACAAUCAACUCUUCUUCUACUCGUACGUUCAGGUAGGACCCGAGUUUUAAAGUGUAUCUCGGCUGCCAAUGAAGAUAUCAAAAAAAUGUCAACUGAUAAAAUGUAGAAAAUUUGUUUGUCAACAUUUUGUUAGUUGAAAACUUUUUGAUAACUUUACCCGCAGCUGAGAUAUAUCGAUUUGAAUACAAGCACUAGCGGUACCAAGUCCCACGAUUAUUUGCAGAUGAAAUGCGAGAAAAAGGAGCGUUUUUCGUUCAAGCAACGCGAGCCGAUCAACGGAAUUCUCUCGCAACUCUCCGCGUUCGCGCCGGCGUUUGAAUGUCCGCUUGGCUCCGCGAUGAACCCGUCGAACAAGUGCGCCUUUUUCGAAUUUUUGUAA